This is a messenger RNA of Nematocida homosporus, 252 nucleotides long. RefSeq names its product U6 snRNA-associated Sm-like protein LSm4. The transcript has a single exon. Bases 1 to 252 code for a protein of 83 amino acids. The record is from RefSeq and is a predicted model, not a curated record. Gene Ontology annotation, molecular function: U6 snRNA binding. Gene Ontology annotation, cellular component: U6 snRNP; spliceosomal tri-snRNP complex; P-body. Gene Ontology annotation, biological process: spliceosomal snRNP assembly; nuclear-transcribed mRNA catabolic process; P-body assembly. NCBI's taxonomy places the organism in Eukaryota, Fungi, Microsporidia.
AUGUACCCUCUGACUGUCAUUCGUAUUGCUCGUGGCCACCCCAUAACCGUUGAGCUUAAAAGCGGCAGUGUAUAUACGGGAAUCCUUUAUAAAUGCGAUCUUUGGAUGAACCUGCAUAUCAAAAAUGCUUUUAAAGAUGAUAUCUACUCAUAUCCUGAAGCUUAUAUCAAAGGAAUCUCAAUCAAAAGUGUUCGUUGCGAUAAGAAACACUUGGCCAUGCAAGAUGUUCUUCAAAAGCGCCGUAGCAAAUAA